GGGCUCCCCUAGGGUUCGUGGCCCGGCUGGUGAGCAACGGCGCUGCGGACCAUGGCUAGCGGAGAGCCUUCCCCUGGCGGCGGCGCGGCCCGGCGACCGCUGCACUCGGCGCAGGCGGUGGACGUGGCCUCGGCCUCCAACUUCCGGGCCUUUGAGCUGCUGCACUUGCACCUGGACCUGCGGGCUGAGUUUGGGCCUCCAGGGCCCGGCGUUGGGAGCCGGGGGCUGAGCGGCACCGCGGUCCUGUACCUGCGCUGCCUGGAGCCCGAGGGCGCCGUCGAGCUGCGGCUGGACUCGCACCCGUGCCUGGAGGUGACGGCGGCGGCCCUGCGGCGGGAGCGGCCCGGCUCGGAGGAGCCGCCCGCGGAGCCCGUGAGCUUCUACACGCAGCCCUUCUCGCACUACGGCCAGGCCCUGUGCGUGUCCUUCCCGCAGCCCUGCAGCGCCGCCGAGCGCCUCCAGGUGCUGCUCACCUACCGCGUCGGGGAGGGACCCGGGGUUUGCUGGUUGGCUCCCGAGCAGACAGCAGGAAAGAAGAAGCCCUUUGUGUACACCCAGGGCCAGGCUGUCCUAAACCGGGCCUUCUUCCCUUGCUUCGACACGCCUGCUGUUAAAUACAAAUAUUCAGCUCUUAUUGAGGUCCCAGAUGGCUUCACAGCUGUGAUGAGUGCUAGCACCUGGGAGAAGAGAGGUCCAAAUAAGUUCUUCUUCCAGAUGUGUCAGCCCAUCCCCUCCUAUCUGAUAGCUUUGGCCAUCGGAGAUCUGGUUUCGGCUGAAGUUGGACCCAGGAGCCGGGUGUGGGCUGAGCCCUGCUUGAUUGAUGCUGCCAAGGAGGAGUACAACGGGGUGAUAGAAGAAUUUUUGGCAACAGGAGAGAAGCUUUUUGGACCUUAUGUUUGGGGAAGCAGGUACGACUUGCUCUUCAUGCCACCGUCCUUUCCAUUUGGAGGAAUGGAGAACCCUUGUCUGACCUUUGUCACACCCUGCCUGCUAGCUGGGGACCGCUCCUUGGCAGAUGUCAUCAUCCAUGAGAUCUCCCACAGUUGGUUUGGGAACCUGGUCACCAACGCCAACUGGGGUGAAUUCUGGCUCAAUGAAGGUUUCACCAUGUACGCCCAGAGGAGGAUCUCCACCAUCCUCUUUGGCGCUGCAUACACCUGCUUGGAGGCUGCAACGGGGCGAGCUCUGCUGCGUCAGCACAUGGACAUCACUGGAGAGGAAAACCCACUCAACAAGCUCCGCGUGAAGAUUGAACCAGGUGUUGACCCGGACGACACCUAUAACGAGACCCCCUACGAGAAAGGUUUCUGCUUUGUCUCAUACCUGGCCCACUUGGUGGGUGAUCAGGAUCAGUUUGACAAUUUUCUCAAGGCCUAUGUGCAUGAAUUCAAAUUCCAAAGCAUCUUAGCCGAUGACUUUCUGGACUUCUACUUGGAAUAUUUCCCUGAGCUUAAGAAGAAGAGAGUGGAUAUCAUUCCAGGUUUUGAGUUUGAUCGAUGGCUGAAUACCCCUGGCUGGCCCCCUUACCUCCCUGAUCUCUCCCCUGGGGACUCACUCAUGAAGCCUGCUGAAGAGCUAGCCCAGCUGUGGGCAGCCAAGGAGCUGGACAUGAAGGCCAUUGAAGCCGUGGCCAUCUCUCCCUGGAAGACCUACCAGCUGGUCUACUUCCUGGAUAAGAUCCUCCAGAAAUCCCCUCUUCCUCCUGGGAAUGUGAAAAAACUUGGAGAGACAUACCCAAGUAUCUCAAAUGCCCGGAAUGCAGAGCUCCGGCUACGAUGGGGCCAAAUCGUCCUCAAGAACGACCACCAGGAAGAUUUCUGGAAAGUGAAGGAGUUCCUGCAUAACCAGGGGAAGCAGAAGUAUACACUUCCGCUGUACCACGCAAUGAUGGGUGGCAGUGAGGUGGCCCAGACCCUCGCCAAGGAGACCUUUGCAUCCACCGCCUCCCAGCUUCACAGCAAUGUUGUCAACUAUGUCCAGCAGAUCGUGGCACCCAAGGGCAGUUAGAGGCUCGUGUGCAUGGCUCCUGCCUCUUCAGGCUCUGCAGGCUUUCAGAAUAAUUGUUUGUUCCCAAAUUCCUAUUCUCUGAUCAACUUCCUGGAGUUUACAUUCCCUCAGGAUAAUCUGUUCUCUAGGCUUAGGUAUCUGUGACUCUUGAGCCUGUGCUCUGGUGGAAACUUACUUCUCUAGUCCACUGAGCCCUGAGACAGAGAACCUGCCCACAGCUCUCCCCGCUACAGGCUGCGGGCACUGCAGGGCAGUGGGCCUUCUCCGCCUCUCCGCCUAAGUCUCUGGGAAGAAGUGGAGAGGACUGAUUCUCUUCUUUUCUUUUUUUUCCUUUUCUUUUUUCUCUCUCUCCUUUUUCUUGCUGAUUUUAUGCAAAGGGCUGGCAUUCUGAUUGUUCUUUUUUCAGGUUUAAUCCUUAUUUUAAUAAAGUUUUCAAGCAAAAAUU
Molecule: messenger RNA, 2452 nt
Organism: Rhinopithecus roxellana (golden snub-nosed monkey)
Lineage: Eukaryota; Metazoa; Chordata; Mammalia; Primates; Cercopithecidae
Gene: RNPEP
Product: arginyl aminopeptidase
Exons: 11
Coding region: 52-2007 (651 amino acids)
Biological process (GO): proteolysis
Molecular function (GO): zinc ion binding; metalloaminopeptidase activity
Source: RefSeq, a predicted model, not a curated record